UGGGAUACGCGAACAAAACUGGAAGUUCCUGUUUCUCAGAUUUUUUGUUCAUCCGAUAAUGGAAGAAAGUUAAUGUCACCCGCUCUCAUUAAACGCCGUCAAAAUUUAACCGUACAAUCAUGAUUAUUUUUGACAGAAAAUGAAAGAAUUAACAAGUAGAUAUAUACAUCUGAGGAACUGGAACAUUUAAACCUCCAAAAAGAGAAUUCAACGCGCGGAUCGCUACCCCGAGCUCACUGUUUUGCGCCUCCCUGGGCCUGAUGGAGGAGGCAUACGAGGAGCUGUACCGGGAGUUCCUGAGGCUGCGAUCGCUGUGUCUGAAGCAGGCCGCCCUACUCCGCCACCUCACCCAGGCGCUGGCGCAGCAGAAAGCAGCGGCCGCUGCUCCUAAUGCAGACCCCAGGGGACCUGGUGCUGUCCCCAUCCUGUGUACGGAGGACAAACGGGGCUCCACCACUGAAGACUGGGCUCAGGCCAUGGCAAGAUUACUGCCCUCUGCUGGUCAGACGAGAGCCAGCACUGCUGCUGCAGGAGACGGCCGUGCAGCUGAUGUCAUCGCUGGGGGAAUGGACAGGUUGCAGCUCGGGUCUGCAGAGGAGUGCAGAGGAACAGAGACCCACAGAGCGGCCACCAUGGGCCCCUCGGUUUCUCCAGGUUUGAACAGAGAGCCGGCACCCCCCGAUGGCCCAGGGGACGCACUGCAGCCAGAACAGCAAUUGAGGGAGUUGUUCUACAAAGCAGUGGGAGGCAUAAACGGUUUUGAUGCUGGCGAUGGGACAACGCAAAGAAGAAAGCCGCUGUGGAUGUUCAGCUCUUUCCUGGACAGUGAGAUGUUGAGUCAGGGUGGGGGGCUGAUGAUGUCAGAGGUGGCGCUGCAUUCCCAGGUGUGCGAGUUCUGCCACGCCGUCUUUCCGGGGAACACCACUACACGGGGCGAUUUCCUGCGCCACCUGACCGCGCACAUCAUCUGACAAGGUGCCUCCGCAGGACCACAGCGAGGAACCUCCCCUCUCCAGACCGAACCCCCCCUCUCCAAAUGGAACCCCAGACACAAGUCUCAGGCCAAGUGUUAUAACUCAUGAAGAUUUCUUUUCUGUACAUAUCACAUAAUGAACAUGUGUGUGUAUUCAAAUUCAAAACAUUGGUCCUAGCAUACCAGGCAGUCAAGGGAUCAGCCCCAGCAUACCUCCACAAGAUCUUCAAACCCUACAUGCCAGCCAGACCCCUCCGUUCCGCUACCUCAGGACGCCUGGCACCUCCCCCUCUUCGCACUUGCGCUUCCCGGUCACGUCUUCUGUCUGUUCUGGCUCCACGAUGGUGGAAUGACCUUCCCGUGGAGGUCAGAACAGCUGAGACCCUGACCAACUUCAAGCAAUGACUGAAGCCUACCUCUUCAGGCUGCAUCUCUCCCCAUCCCUCCCUACCCCCCUGUAGUCCCUAAUUGACUAUGUUAGCUUAGGGUUGUAGCUAGGUAAGCUGUUUAUCUUAGUUGACUUAGUUAUUGCACUCGUGCCUACUCAAUUAUUGCUUGUAUUAUUUGCAUAGACUGUUUUGUUGCUGCUUUUGUUUGUGUUAAUCAGAUUAACCUACAGGGUCCAAGUUAAACUACGCAGUCGUUCCCUGCACUUGGUACUGUACUUCCCUCUAGGGUUUUCAACACACUUGUUCCUGGUUAUGGUUAUACACUUUGUUGUACGUCGCUCUGAAUAAGAGCGUCUGCCAAAUGCCUGUAAUGUAAUGUGUAUUGCGGUAAAUGGUUUUUUAACAUAUUGUAUUUUUCAAUCUACCAAUAUCUUUAUUAUGACAUAAAAAUAUAUAAUAAGAAAUUAAAUACAUUUCUUCCAGUUUGAUAA
This is a messenger RNA of Anguilla rostrata (American eel), 1853 nucleotides long. RefSeq lists its product as uncharacterized. The record is from RefSeq and is a predicted model, not a curated record. The transcript is spliced from 4 exons. Gene Ontology annotation, biological process: canonical NF-kappaB signal transduction. Lineage: Eukaryota; Metazoa; Chordata; Actinopteri; Anguilliformes; Anguillidae. Bases 261 to 971 code for a protein of 236 amino acids.